Colletotrichum truncatum is the source of this 132-nucleotide messenger RNA. RefSeq lists its product as uncharacterized. The record is from RefSeq and is a predicted model, not a curated record. Lineage: Eukaryota; Fungi; Ascomycota; Sordariomycetes; Glomerellales; Glomerellaceae.
AUGGACAAGUACCCCUGCAUCAACAGACAAAAGCAUGGUGUGGAUUGCCCUGAGUGGCACUACAUUUUUGGAGCCAGAUGCGUAGAUUGUGUGACGGUGAGCAGCCCCUGGAGGAGGAAAGACUCUCGUUAA